AUGACAAUAAUUCAAAAGAUGAAAUGUAUCGUUUUACUACUGACCGUGCUUGUUAAUGUGGUAGAUAUAAGUGAAGCUGAAAGUCACUCUUCAGUUUAUGUUAAACACAAACCUCACUUUAAUUUACAAGAGAUACAAAACACAGCGCAACUGAGAUCACCCCGUCAAUGGAUGGCGACAAAUUAUGACCAAACGAACCCCUCACACCAGCAUCAUGGACAUUAUUACAACAAUCCACAAGAAGCUCUUUUGACAGAGAUUGUCAGUUUAUUACAAGAUAUUAAGUUAAGUUUGGCAUCGCAAAAACAACAUUCACCCUGUCAACCCAUCUACGUUCCUUAUCCUUAUCCCGUGCCGUACUCAGUCCCGCAAUAUAUUCAUUCCUAUGAUGAUAGUACUUUCAGAAAAAUCGACGCUACAAAAAACUCUUCAAUAGUUGUACACAAUGAUAGCAGAGUCGAUGAUAACGACGGCAAUGAUUUUACUAAGUCAAAUUUAUCACAUUCUGGUACGGAAGUUCUUUCUUCAUCGAAUAAAAGCAACCAUAGCGAAGAUGAAAAUAUUAUUCAUUUUCCUGAACCUCCUGCGGUACUAACUAAAGAUGAAGUUAGUCAGCCAUCGAAAUGUGAAUCUGCCACAUUCGCUUGCUGCAAAUAUUCACAAUCCAUGGAUCAAGAGAAGUGCUUUUUAAUGCACAACUGUAGCCAAACCAAUGCUACGAAGCUUGCUUGUAAAAAAGAGGUGCUAGACACAAUUGUACAGAAAUUGAUAGAAACAUAUGCACCUAUAGAGGAGACAUAA
Messenger RNA from Parnassius apollo (apollo), 801 nucleotides. Lineage: Eukaryota; Metazoa; Arthropoda; Insecta; Lepidoptera; Papilionidae. The record is from the annotation of a GenBank genome assembly.